Sesamum indicum (sesame) is the source of this 3024-nucleotide messenger RNA. The record is from RefSeq and is a predicted model, not a curated record. NCBI's taxonomy places the organism in Eukaryota, Viridiplantae, Streptophyta, Magnoliopsida, Lamiales, Pedaliaceae.
AUAAAUACUUCAACACCUUCACCUCCAAAGCUUCGCUCGAAAUGAAUCACACUUCCACUGUAUUUCUCUACUGACUUAAAUGGGUCAUUUUUCUCACUCUAGUUCUCUUUUCUGGGCGUUGUUUUCUCUGCUAUUUGGAGCCACCAUGGCGGGCCGGGUCGACCGGGGUUCGAGGUUAUUGGCGGGACAGGAACAAGCGUGGGUUUCGGACAAUGGGACUUUUGCUUUCGGGUUUUCCCCGGUGGAUUCGAGAAAGGAUCAGUUUCACUUGGGGGUAUGGUUUGCGCAACUUCCGGGUGAUCGGACCCUUGUUUGGUCUGCUGAUAUGUGUAUAUAAUUUUAUGGCCAACCAUUCAUUUUGUCUCAAUAAUCUAAAUAGAAAUUCUCCAGUCAGCAAAGAUGCAGUCUUGGAGUUCAACACCAACGGCAACCUCGUCCUCAACGAUGGCGGCGCCACCAUCUGGACAUCAAACACCACUACUUCCGGAGUCGAAACGGCUUUCAUGUCUGAAAACGGCAACUUCAUAUUGUACGGCCCGGAUCAACUGAUAGCAUGGCAGAGCUUCUCUCAUCCCUCGGAUACACUCCUACCAGGACAACCGCUGACAGUUUCUCUAGAGCUCAAGUCUUCCAAGUCCCAAUCAGACGGCGGAUACUACACGCUGAAGAUGUUGCAGCAGCCAACUUCACUCAGCCUUGCCUUAACCUAUAAUCUGCCGGUGGCUGUUGAAACGGAGACAGAGUCUGCUUAUACAAACUUCUCCUAUUGGUCGGGACCCGAGAUAUCGAAUGUAACAGGGGAUGUUCUGGCUGUUUUGGAUGAACGGGGAAGUUUUGGAAUCGUGUAUGGAUCGUCGGCGGAUGGAGCGGUUUACGUGUACAAGAAUGACAACGACAGUGGAGGUUUAUCCUCAGCAAUAAACAGAACUAGCAGUCCAUUAGUUCUGAGGAGAUUGAUUCUUGAGAAUAAUGGGAAUCUCCGUUUGUAUCGAUGGGACAACGAUGUGAAUGGGUCGAGGCAAUGGGUGCCCGAGUGGGCUGCCGUUUCUAAACCAUGUGAUAUUGCUGGAAUCUGUGGCAAUGGAAUAUGUAAUCUUGAUAGAAGCAAGACUAAUGCAUCUUGCACAUGCUUGCCAGGGACUUCCAAAGUGGGAAAUGGUGCUCAGUGUUCAGGGAAUUCAUCUCUGACAGGAAAAUGUGGACCGCAUCAUGAAAAUUUAACGUCCCGGUUCAAGAUUUCGGUGGUUCAGCAAACCAAUUACUAUUUUUCGGAUUCAUCGGUUAUAGCAAAUUAUAGCGAUAUCGAGACGGUGUCUAAGUGUGGCGAUGCCUGCUUGUCAGAUUGUGAGUGUGUUGCUUCUGUUUACGGGCUUAACGAGGAAAAGGCGUAUUGUUGGGUUUUGAGGAGCUUGGAAUUUGGAGCAUAUGAGGAUCCGGGGUCGACCUUAUUCGUGAAGGUCGAGUCUAACGGCUCUUCAACUACAGAGGGUGGGACGAGAAAGGAAGGCGAUUCUUCUGAUGGAUUGGACGGGAAAAAGGGGAAGGUUCUUGUGCUUCCUAUUGUUUUAAGCAUGACUGUCCUAUUAGGCCUCCUCUUUUGCUUAUUAUACAUCAACGUUCAUAGAAAGAAAUCAUUGAAGAAAGCCCUUGAGAAUUCCUUAAUUGUAUCAGGGGCUCCAGUCAGUUUCAGCUACCGUGAUUUACAGUAUAGGACUAGUAACUUCUCGAAUUUACUUGGAACAGGUGGAUUUGGCAGUGUAUACAAGGGAAGCCUGAGCGACGGGACGCUGGUUGCAGUGAAGAAGCUUGACCGAGUUUUGCCCCAUGGGCAGAAGGAAUUCGUUACUGAGGUUAACACUAUUAGCUCUAUGCAUCACAUGAACUUGGUUCGGUUGUGUGGAUACUGCUCAGAGGGUUCACAAAGGCUUCUAGUCUACGAGUUCAUGAAAAACGGGUCGUUGGACAGGUGGAUAUUUCCUUCAUAUACUGGUCGAGAGUCUCCUGACAGGCUGCUGGAUUGGUCUACUCGUUUUCAUGUAGCCGUUGGUACUGCACAAGGGAUUGCAUAUUUCCAUGAGCAAUGCAGGAAUAGGAUAAUACACUGUGACAUCAAGCCGGAAAACAUUCUGUUGGAUGAGAAUUUCUGCCCAAAAGUGUCUGAUUUUGGGCUGGCUAAGUUGAUGGGACGAGAGGCCUCACACGUGGUAACGAUGGUAAGAGGGACGAGAGGCUACUUAGCCCCCGAGUGGGUUAGCAAUCGUCCCAUUACUGUGAAAGCUGAUGUUUAUAGUUAUGGGAUGCUGCUCUUAGAGAUUAUAGGUGGAAGGAGAAAUCUAGAUAUGACUUAUGAUGCUGAAGACUUCUUUUACCCUGGAUGGGCUUUCAAGGAAAUGACAAAUGGAACACCGACAAAAGUUGCAGACAGAAGGCUCGAAGGAGCAGUGGACGAAGAAGAGCUUGUUAGAGCUCUGAAAGUUGCAUUCUGGUGCAUUCAGGAUGAGAUUGGUAUGAGGCCAACGAUGGGCGAGGUCGUGAAGAUGUUGGAAGGAUCAGUGGACAUAAACAUGCCACCAAUGCCACAGACCGUCUUGGAGUUGAUUGAAGAAGGUUUGGAUCAUGUGUACAAGGCAAUGAAGAGAGAGUUCAAUCAGUUCAGUUCCUUCACCAUCACCACUCAUCCAUCCUCUCAUGCAACUUGUAGUUAUUCCACAAUGUCUCCAAGAUAAACAGAUGGAAGAGUAUGUUCGGGAUAAUUACAGCAACAACCUCGGAAGUUUAAACAUAUUCACAUAAACAUACAACUGCAGAAGUUGCAGAGUGAUUUUUUUUAGAUAUAAGAGGUUUUUCUGUAAAAUAUCGGACUUUCUGAGAUGUUUAUGUAAUUAUCCUAAAGAAGUUUUGUGAAGAUCAUUUGAACUUUGAAAAGGUUCAAUAUGAGGCAUUUUUUGCACAAGCUAGAAAGGGAUAUUGAUUUACCUAUGAAAGACAUUGUACUUGAUGAAUUAUAUAGUGCACAUUAAAUUA